AUGACAAGUAACCCUACCACAUCACAAAACCCUACGCCCAAGUCAUACUCAAAAGUUGUCUCCCAACACAGCGAAAAACAUCCUAACAAAGAACAAGCAAUAGUUUUCAGCACUAUAGAGGGAGCUAAACUACAAGACUAUCUUCUGAAAUUAGGUCCACUGGUAGAGCCCAAAAACAUUAUAUUUUGCUCAAGGAUCUCGAACAACAGAAUAUGUGUUUACCUCUCAAGUAAAAGUUUGGUUGACCAGUUCAUACAACAGCAUGGAGAAUUAACCGUAAAUGGAGAAAUAAUAAAAGUUCGUCGCCUAGUUACCCCCUCUGAUAGACUGGUAAUAUCGAACGUUUGUCCGACCAUCCCGCAUGCAGUUCUAAACGACGCGCUGCAAAAAUUGCAUUUAAAGCUUUUAUCUCCAAUUUCAUUCCUCAGAAUUGGAGCCACUCUAGCGGAGUACAGUCACAUUUUGAGUUUUAGGAGGCAAGUUUACAUAGCACCUUCAGAGAAUACGGAUAUCCCAGAAUCCAUAGAGAUAACGCACAACGAUCUGACCUAUCGUAUAUUUCUUACUUUAGACAGUCAAAAGUGCUACAAAUGUAAACUUAUUGGACAUAUUGCUUCACAGUGUCCAUCGAUCCAGAUUUCGCAGACUUCCACAGAAUCAGAGACCCUCAACGAUGAACUGUCAAACCCAUCCGAAAAUCAAGUAGUAUCAGAUAUAACUACAGAAGAUUCCACCACAGCCCACAUACAUCUGCCCAAAGAAAAUACCAAAUCAAUUACGAACAAAAACAGCCACCAACAUCCUCAAAACACUAACACAAACAUCAUUAGCCUGCACGGCGAAGGAACACCGAAUAAUGACGAAUUAAUAACUCCAAGCGUAUCCUCCAAAAGGAGCUUCUCAGAAAUACUAACACCAACGGAAGACACAGGUGCACCUCAAAGCUAUCAAAAGAGACCUACACUGGACAGAAUGUUCGCUUCGACGUCACAAAGAAAUGAUGAUGGUUUGCGGGCGUCUUACAAUAUCUCGUUACUUAUAGCAAAAUCCGGAAAACCGCAUACUAUCGGAGAGAAGUUAAUUUUGCCAGCCGUUGAAGAGGUUUUAAAAACUGUUUUACACAAACCUGCAUCUGAUAUCAUUAAAAGAAUUCCCUUAAGCAACAAUACUGUUGAAAGACGUAUUGAUGAUAUGAGUUCUGAUAUUGAAAGCUUAUGUAAUUAUUUGCAAACGACCCAUUUCUCUAAACAACUGGACGAGUCAACUUUACCUGAUAAUGCAGCAUUAUUAUUGGCAUAUGUUCGUUUUAUUAUGAAUCAAGAAAUCUACGAAGAACUGCUCUUCGCAAGAACUUUGAUAACCGACACUAAAGAUUUUGAAUCUAGGUUUGAGGAUAUUUUGACUAUGGUAAUACCACCGUGGAUAAUUAAUCCAUAUGGUGACAUAGAAGAAACAAAUAUGAUAAUAUGUACAAGAGGAACUGACUGA
This is a messenger RNA of Acanthoscelides obtectus, 1488 nucleotides long. NCBI's taxonomy places the organism in Eukaryota, Metazoa, Arthropoda, Insecta, Coleoptera, Chrysomelidae. The record is from the annotation of a GenBank genome assembly.